Messenger RNA from Austrofundulus limnaeus, 2791 nucleotides. It is a transcript of the gene themis2, whose product is annotated as thymocyte selection associated family member 2. The coding region runs from base 94 to 1881 and encodes 595 amino acids. Gene Ontology annotation, cellular component: nucleus; cytoplasm. Lineage: Eukaryota; Metazoa; Chordata; Actinopteri; Cyprinodontiformes; Rivulidae. The record is from RefSeq and is a predicted model, not a curated record. The transcript is spliced from 3 exons. Gene Ontology annotation, biological process: T cell receptor signaling pathway.
AGUAAGAAAUAUAUAUAAACAAGAGUGUUAUGUUAGCGAGGUUCACUCACACACGGUUGUUUUUCAGGGUUGUUCAAGGUUGUCCCAGAGCAGAUGCCGUACAGUUCAGUCAAGGAAAUGCUGACCCUGAGGCCUGUAGGCCUGGAAUCUUCUCUACCGUUCACCUUCACCAGCCGCUCCAAAAUGACCUUCGGCGGUCUCACCCUGGGGGCUGGGAAAGCUCUGACUGUGCUCUCCAUCGAGCGGCAUGAGGGUGAAGAGGACCAAGUGCGCUGCCUAGUCAAAGGACAAGCAGAUGCCUCAGCUGAAGUGCAAAUUCCCAUGUCCUCUCAAGGGCAGUUUUACGAGUGUGAAAAUGAAGAGUGCUAUACUCUGAAGGAGAUCAUGUCGUCACCCUUCCUUCGCAGUCGAAGGUUUCGUUUGAUCAAGAACACCAACUGUGAGCGGAUCCUCGUUCUCAGCCCAGUUUACCAAAUCCAGGCCAUCAUGAACUUCUUUGGUUCAUGUAGCGCAUUCAUUUUGUUAUCUUUUUUUUUCUGUGCAGUGAGGAAGAAUGUGCUGAAGUUCCCGUCCAGCUUAGAAGUGGAUGUGGUUGACGUCACCGAUCUGUGCAAAAACGCGGAUUUCGUGACGCCGCUCAGUUUGACAGAAGUGCUGUCUCAGCCUGACGAAUUCUUACCUGCCGUAGUGGAGAUAUUAGAUCAGCCAGAGAACCGCUCCUUGUUCAAAAGCAGCUGGCUGCAGGGACUUACCAAGAGCUCACAUUUGGUUUUUCACAAGAAAAGAAACACCACCAUGGUUGUGUUAUCGAGCCUGAAGGGCCGGAAGGCUCAGCAGUACUUCCUGGUAUCCCAACAGUACGGCGGGCGCUUUCGGAGACGGCCGAGAGAAUUUAAYUCGGUGUAUGAGUUGUAUGUUGCUUCAACCCAGACGCAGGGUCUGACGGUCAGCGUGACAAAGAACUGCGAUGAAGUAGAGGAGGAAGGCCUGCCUGCCCUCAGCGUCGGAGAGAAACUGGAGAUUGUGGACUGCACCCGAAUGGAGCUGCCGGGCGAAAGCAGCAAAGGCAAGACGCAAUCCGUUGAGGCUCUUUUGUGCCAUCGUCUUCAGGAGCCAGAAGAUCCAGAUGACGAUGACAGCGAGGAAGAGGUCAAAGAGGAAGACGAGAAAGAGGUGGUUUUGAUGCCCCUCUACAUGCAGGGUCACUUUGUAGAAGUACUGAGGGAUAACAAAAAGCAUAAACUCUGUGACCUGAGUAAGGAGUUUAGUUUGCCACUGGAUGUGAAAGUGGUGAGCCGUGAUACGGAAUCCGAAACUGAUCCACUGGUUGGGAUGUCUUGUCUACGAAUAGAGGGGGUACUGUUGGAGCCCACUAUUCAGGCAAGCUUUCCACACAAGCCUGACCACUGUUUUGAGCUCCCAGCCAACUGGCUCUGUAUGACUGUCUGCCACACCAAAGAGCCCCUGCCAUGGCCUGAAGGUCAGCGCCCCAAGUGUUUCACAGAAAGGGUCACCGAAGUGUCGGACACAUUCUUUUAUGAAUUUCGGAAACAGGGUAACACCGAUGAGGCUCCUCCACCUCGACCGCCAAAACGAGCUGUGUUGUCAUCCAAAACAUCGUCAAAACCCUCAAAGAAAUCAACUAAAGUCAAAAAGUCCAAACAGCAAGCAGCCAAAGAUGUCCCAACUGAACAGUUCAGUGCUUUAACUUUAAACAAGAAGCGAGCACCAGCUCCACCACCACCUGAAGAUAGCUUAAAGGAUGAACCUCCUCCUCUUGUACCACGAAAACCCUCUGAAGUAACAGGCAAGGCGAAGCCUAACACUUACGUGAAAAUACAGGAGUCAAAGAAAAAAGGUACAAAACUUUAUUUUACUUGAAAUAAUGUCACGUUUCAAAAUGAGGACAGCAUUUUGUUUGGCAAAAAAAAAAAUCUGAUGUAUAUUGGGACUAUAUCCAACCACAGAUUGUUGCAAAUUUUGAACAUUUAUGGCACCAGAACAAUUUAGGAUCAACUGACAAGAUGUGGUGCUAAGUUUGCUACACAAAGAGAAACAAAAUGAUCGUCAGAAGGUAUUUUUUAGGUCAAAAUUAAUUAUUUUUUCUUGCAUCUUUUGACAAAAGAGUAGGGGGUUGGAUUCUGGAAAAAAAAAUUCAGUACAAUGUUUUGAAUUUGUCGAGUAAAUAAAGCAUACCCAGACUAUAAAAGUCACAAUGUAAAUAUAGACCGAAUAAAACAUUUACUUUCUUUCUGCAGGGCCCCUGUGUGAYGUGACUGCAGAUGUGGACAGUGACCAUGACUACGAAAUUGUGAACGACUCUUUGGUAUCUAUGAAGUCAGCGCAGGAGAGUGUUGCAUUUUACUAAAAAAACAAACAAACAAAAAUCCAAACUGGCCRUCUUUAGUUGCUGUCAAGUAUGACACGAGCAGUGAGAACCGAACUUAAUAUAUAUUUAGUACAGCAUGAGCGCAAAUCAUAAGCCCCUUUACGGAUCUGCCAUCAUCUAUUUUUAUUUUUUUGUUGAAACUUGUAACUGUUUAGUAACUACUGAGAGAUUUUCUUUGAAUACAUUUAAUUUUUAUUUUUGCAUCUAAAAGGUACUCAAGAUAUUAGUAGCUGUUCCACUCAAACUUUGUCCAAAUACUGCACUUCUGUUGAAUGUUUUGAUGAAACUUUAGAGGGCUAAAGCUUCUGKUUUGUAUUUAUAUGGUGCAAUACUAAGAAAUUCAUGCAGGUCCUCAAAAAAUUAGCAUAUUGUGAUCAAGUCCAUUAUCUUCUGUAAUGUACU